Trichoplusia ni (cabbage looper) is the source of this 4701-nucleotide messenger RNA. Its product is annotated as UPF0565 protein C2orf69 homolog. The transcript is spliced from 10 exons. The coding region runs from base 293 to 1366 and encodes 357 amino acids. The record is from RefSeq and is a predicted model, not a curated record. Lineage: Eukaryota; Metazoa; Arthropoda; Insecta; Lepidoptera; Noctuidae. Gene Ontology annotation, cellular component: mitochondrion.
GAGUUCUGACAGUAUGAAUCGGAUUUAUAUUUUUUAUCAAUCAAUUGUCAAUUUGUCAAAUUUGUGAAUACUGAGUUUCUGAUGUUAUCAGAUAUUUUAAAAUUUCACUGAUGUGAAAUUUACAUUUUUUUUGUACUAUUAUCAUUAUAACGUAGAUUUCAUUGAUUGAAUUGACAUUUAGUGGAAUAAUAUUUUUCAAGUCUUCAUUUUCUAAGUGAUCGCUAUGUUAUCGUUGACUUGUAAAUAGUUCCUCGGCAGUGGGGCUACAAUCAUAAGUUCACGACGAGGCAUCAUGCUGCCGCUGCGGCUGCGGCGCGUGGCGGGGCACGAGGGCCGGCUAAACGACGCGCUGUUCCAGCCCGCGGCCCGCGCGCCGCCGCUCAACCAACACACGCUUGUCUUCUUUGGAGGAGACGUUCAGGAUUACCCGGAGGUAAUGCAAGCUCACCGCGACAACCGGAACUAUCUGAAAUGGAACUUGGAGAACACGGCGCGCAUGCUUGGACACAACUUCCCCAACAAACAUAUAUUGGUCAUAAGACCUUCUAGGAUAGAGUACAAAAGCUUUAGCUGUUACGACAACUUCGUCCCCAGCAACAAUGCAGGCGUACCUGAACACACGCCGACGCAUAAUGCAUUACACCAUUUGGAGAGGCUACUCCAAGGCGUCAGCAGCAGAUUAAAAAGUCUACCGACAUCUGAACUCCUUGAAGCUGUGUCUUCAGUGUCUUUGCCAGAAGAAAUUGAUAUAGAAGAUCUGCAUAACGCGUCCAUCCACCCUCCGUCGGCGAGCAAGUCCAACGGCGCCAAGUCACAGGCGGGCGGCUCGCAGCUGCCGCCCGGCGCACACAAGCCUGAGAGCGACCCUCUAUGGUGGCGCGACAAGCUGGCUCUGGACGAGUCUCAACUGACGCUGGUGGGCUUCAGCAAGGGCUGCGUGGUGCUCAACCAGAUGAUCUACGAGUUCCACUAUACCAAGACCCUCACUCCAGGGGACGCGCACAUGAUGAGGUUCAUGGAGCGCAUCGUGGACAUGUACUGGCUGGACGGCGGCCACGCGGGCGGCAAGAACACCUGGAUCACCUCGCGCAGUCUGCUCGAGACCCUCACAAGACUUAAUGUGAACGUGUUCAUCCACGUGAGCCCGUACCAGGUGCAAGACGAGGGCCGGCCGUGGAUCGGCCGCGAGGAGAAGGCCUUCACCGGCUUGCUCAAGAAGUUGGGAUCCAAGGUGAACAGAUACCUGCACGCGCAGGCGGGGCUGGCGCACUCGCUGCACAUGCACUUCGAGGUGCUCGCCAACUUCAAGCGCGUGCAGGACGCCGCGCCCGUCUGCAUGCCCGACUCCUCCGACGAAGACGCCUAACUACUUACUUACACUCAUACUGAUGACGGUGUGAAUAGCAUUGGUAGGGUGAAUAGGAAUGACGUCAUGAAUACAAACUGAUAUACGUGGAUUACUACGUCCUCUUUUAACAUUCACACACAGAAAUUUGAUCUCAAACUAGGCAGAGCCUAUACUAACCAGGUAACUGAAAAAUGUAUAGAUAAAUGAAAUGAAAUGACGUGCCAACAUUAUUGUUUUGUAUUACAUAGAAAACACUCAACACAAACUUUAUCCCGGGUAGAAAACAAAUGAUCUCUGGUUUAGCUAUCAUCGUCACUAAGAGGACAGUGCAAUUUUUUUCUCAUGAGUUGACUUUUUGUAUGAAAACUAUUUUCUUUACAUGUUAUUUAAACAUACAAUUUAAAAAGAAUAACAAACGCUCCCGCGCUAAGGUCCUUUAUCAUUAUUUUGCAGGUAGUUUCACAACAUUUAAGUCGCAUUUACAAAGACACUCAGACUCAAGACAAGCAUUCAUAUAUCACACGCUUGUCCACGCGGGAUACAAUUGCAUUACAAAACCUCUAUUCACCCGCCAGUGUUAUUCACCAUGUGACAUUAUGAACUGUCACAACCCUGACUCAAACAACUUGGAAAGGAAAAUGUCAGCUAGAAGUAGAUGAUUUGAACUCAGACUUAUCAUAGAAAGAGUAAAAUAUAUAUUUUUGGUAGUUUAUUUCUAAGUUUUGUGACAUGUGUCUUCGCUAUGCAUGUACCGUUAGGAGUAUAGUUAUUAUGUAUAUUUUUAGUUUUUGUAAAUCUGACAUGAUCUAAAAACUUUAUCUGAAUCAAUCUUUAUUUCGAAACAAUUUCUUCCUAAGACUAAAAUAAAGCAAGUGGUAAAUUAAUUACGUAGUUCUUAGGAAACACUCUCGUUUUCAUUAGCUUGAAAUUAAUAAUUUAAUGAUGGCUUACUCACGCGUAUUUAUCGGGAUAGCCCGACCAGUUUCGGAUCCUACCGAAGUCCUUAAUCAUUAGCUUUUGCGGCUGCAACCCGGCACCUACUGGGCUAGUCGGGCGUUCCCGAUUAAUACGCGUGAAUACUCACUAAAGUUAUUAUGACAGUCAAUAUUGAAUUUAAUUAUGGUAAAAAUAAAGUACAGUUUUCUAUCAACAUAUUAUUGAAACCAAGUCGAUGAAAAGGAAGGUAUUAUAUUUAUUCAUGAUAGCAAAAGGUCCUUGGACAAUUACUUUGGUUGUGAUCUGGGUUGAAAAUUCAAACUUAUAUUAGUGUUUAGGAUUUGAUUCUGCCUAAGUAUUUAAAUCUUGCCAUAAUGGCAACCCAGGAAGAAAUCUGCGGUUUUGUUGCCAGAUACUAUAAAUGAUGGUGAUUUUUUUUAAAUACCUCUUCCGACAAUUAAAUAAAAUAUUAAUUUUUAAGUUCAAAUUAUGGAAUGAUCGAUACAAUCGGUACUUAAACAAAAUGUUUUUCAUUUAUAGGUUAAAAGUGAGUUAUGAACUCGAUUUUUUUUUGCGAGAUUGUCUCGAGAACUGACUAUUGUUUUAUUUAUUAUGUAUUUUGUAAGUUAUGACUUUCAUUAAGGCCUUUAUUUGAAAAAUCAACUUUUCUCAACUGUUAGUGAUAUGGAAUUUAUUCAUAAAAGUAUCUCGGCAUUCAUAAAAGAUUGUAAUUUAGUUACUCAAGCUACUUUAAAAUGUAGAAGUGUAAUAACGAGAUAUUAAUUGUUCAAUUAUGAUGUUAGACGUGCACCCUGAACAUUGUGUUCUAAUCAAACGCUGCCCCUCUAGCCAAGUCAAUAAAUAGCGCUCAUAUGUAUGGGGAUGGCAUUUCGUUUCGAUAAGUCACGUGACCUUAACCUGUCAUUUCCAUACAUUCGUGCGCUUUCUCUUGACGAAAACGAUUGUAGUAAUGUCACUUGGCUAGUGGUGCUGGACCUUAAUGUGCGUCCGCAUGUAUUUAUGGAGACAAUUCAACGGAAACACUGGCUUUUCAUAUAGUAACAUAAUUCUUUGAUAUAACAAUAUUAUUCCUCAGUAUUAUAAGCCAUAAUAGUAUUUAAUAUUCAAUAGUCACAGUAGCUAUCCUGCUUAACCACGGCAACUGAUGCAUGCCCGCAAUAUAUAUGGCGUCACCUCGUCAAGUCAGUCUGUCGCAGCUGUAAGGAGUCGACUUAUUGCAUUAUUUUUUUCACAACUGCAAUCGACUUUUAAAAGCUAGAUAUACGCCCCCAGAAAAUAAAUGUUUAAGUGUUAUAAUAGAAUGUUGUAAUAGGGACUAUAGGGAGCAUAUUUUUUCAAUAUACUUUAUCAAGCUCAAAGCUACCUUAUAUCAAAGCCAUUAUGGUAGAAAGUCAUUUGGCAACAUGUUAUUCUAACUGCGACAGGUUCUGAUAAAGUUUGUGAUAAGUUUAAGGUAAAAAGGUUUGAUACCUGUUCAUGUUGAUCUCAAUUCUGGAACACGGCUAUGUAAUUGGUUACCAAAAACAGUAACAUCUAGUAGGCAAAUAGAUCAAUGAAAAAUAAUAUAACUUGACAACCAUCGUCAAGCGAUGUCAUUCGUAGUUAGCUCAACCGAUCCUGUCGCAACCGAUAAUAACGAUUCAUUAGAUCAGAUGAAAUAGAUCAGACUACCAGAAUCUGAAGGCUUAGCAGCCAGUAUUAGAAUGUUUUAUAUGCAGUUCCACAUUUUUUGCCCCAUUAAACGACAUUCGCUACUAAUUACGAUGCAUAUUAUAUAUACAUAGAUAUAUAUAUGUAUCUAUUUAUAAUAUGUAAAUAUAAGUUCUAUGUAUUCAAGUCAUUUUUGCGUACGGCGCCAUGUGUGAGUAGCCUGUAUCCACGUACGGUGACUUUAUCAAAUACAGUUUUCAUAAUAAUAACCAGUGUCAUCCCCGCACACACGAUGCGCUGCGAGCGAAGUCGAGUUGAACUAGCAGUUAGUCGAAGUACAACAGUAACUCCUGUUUCACAAUCGCCACAUAACUUCCCGUUAAAUUACUUUAUUUAUUUAUUUGAUAGGGAUAUUUGACAGAUUCUUUCGUACAAAGAGUGUAAAAUUUUUAUCUACCAGAUAGCAGCUAAUCAGUGAUUGUGAAACAGGCGCUAAAUAUUCCCCCUUAUCCACCCCUUAGGGGUUUUUACAAAUAACUGGUUAUUUUAAUCUUAGUAUUUUUGUAAGGCUGGGCCUCUACUUACUUUAUCGUUUCAUAUCAUAAGAUAAACUGUGUUAGAAUAAAUGCUGCAAUUGCAAUCUUGCAAUUCAAUGUAUAGUGUAAAUAAAUUGCUUUAAAAUCGGUAUUUAUUUGGAUAGAAUGAAAAUUGAUCUCAAUUCAACGAAUAAAUUAUUUUCAAAGCUA